Pteronotus mesoamericanus is the source of this 1889-nucleotide messenger RNA. RefSeq names its product hydroxysteroid 17-beta dehydrogenase 11 (gene HSD17B11). The transcript is spliced from 7 exons. The coding region runs from base 122 to 1024 and encodes 300 amino acids. Gene Ontology annotation, molecular function: steroid dehydrogenase activity; oxidoreductase activity, acting on the CH-OH group of donors, NAD or NADP as acceptor. NCBI's taxonomy places the organism in Eukaryota, Metazoa, Chordata, Mammalia, Chiroptera, Mormoopidae. The record is from RefSeq and is a predicted model, not a curated record.
AGCCCUUCCUUGCUCUUGCUUUUAUUCUUUCUAGCGUUAGCUGUGACGAACAACCCUCCCACACCCAAAACAAUUUAGAGUGAUUGAUAAACAUUCCAAAUCCUCGCAGCAACAAAAAACGAUGAUAUUCAUUCUGCAUUGCCUCUUGCUUCUGCCCUUUCUGAUCUUCUGCACCUUGGAGUCUCUCCUAAAGCUUUUUAUUCCUAAGAAGAGAAAGUCAGUGACCGGAGAAAUCGUCCUGAUUACUGGAGCUGGACAUGGAAUCGGGAGACUGACUGCCUAUGAAUUUGCCAAACUUAAAAGUAAAGUGGUUCUGUGGGAUAUAAAUAAGCAUGGAAUCGAGGAAACAGCUGAUGAAUGCAGGAGACUGGGUGCAAAGGUUCACGCCUUUGUGGUAGACUGCAGUAACAGAGAAGAUAUUUACAGCUCGGCGAAGAAGGUGAAGGCAGAAAUUGGGGAUGUUAGUAUUCUAGUAAAUAAUGCUGGUGUGGUCUACCCAGCAGAUUUGUUUGCUACACAAGACCCUCAAAUUGAAAAGACUUUUCAAGUUAAUGUGCUUGCACAUUUCUGGACUACAAAGGCAUUUCUUCCAGCAAUGAUGAAGAAUAAUCAUGGCCAUAUUGUCACCGUGGCUUCAGCAGCUGGGCAUACUACAGUCUCAUUUUUAAUGGCUUAUUGUUCAAGCAAGUUUGCGGCUGUUGGAUUUCAUAGAGCUUUGACUGAUGAACUGGCUGACUUAAAAAUUACUGGAGUCAAAACAUCAUGUCUCUGCCCUAAUUUCAUAAAUACUGGUUUCAUCAAAAACCCAAGUACCGCUUUGGGACGUACCCUGGAACCUGAGGAAGUGGUAAACAAGCUGAUGAAGGGAAUCCUGACUGACCAAAAAAUGAUUUUUAUUCCAUCUGCUAUAAGCUUUUUAACAGUGGCAGAAAGGAUCUUUCCUGAAAAUUUCAUGGCAGUUUUAAAACGAAAGAUGAAUAUUAAGUUUGAUGCAGUCGUUGGAUAUAAAAACAAAGGACAGUAGCUCUGGCCGGGUGCGCAGUUGACAAGAGCAUUGCUGGUUCGAUCCCUGGUCAGGGCACAUGCAAGAAUCGACCAAUGCAUGCAUCAGUGGGUGGAACAGCAAUAUAUAUGUUUCUCUCUCUCUCUUCCUCUCUCCCCCUCUUCCCUCCUUUCUCUUUCUCCAAGUUUAAUAAAUUUUUUAAAAAUUUUUAAGGUAAAGAACAAUAGGUUCUCAUUGGUUUUAUAAAUUGGUUUAUCAGUUUUAAGUUGAUUUCAUCUUAUAUUAAUCAGAAUUUUAAUGUUUAGACUCCUGCUUUUUCUAAUUACCUUUUUUUCUUCACUAUCAUCUUUUGAGGCUCUUGCAAUCCUCAUCUAUUGCUACUGGUUUUUAAGCUGAAAGCUAAUUUCAUAUAAUACAAAGACAAAUAUCCUAGCAAUUGCCUUACGGGAAAUAGAAAAAAAGAAUAAAAGCAGUUUUAUAGUAAUUUCUAAGAUUUCAUGGCUCAUCUGAAGGCUUUGCAAAAUUUGUACUAUAAAUUAUUAAGAUAUAUUUUUGUUUUCAAUUACAUUUAUAUUUUAUAUAAUUCACAUGUUUCCUAAUUUCACAUGGUAUAAGAAAUGUCAUUCAAACAUUUUGUCUUGCACAUUUACCACUGUUUCCUGAAACAUACCUUGCAUUUCAGUGUAAAAUAUUUCAGCGCAAGGAAACUGGAGUGGACACAUGUUGCAAGUAAAAAUGCAAGAUUGGAAUUUAAGGCAGAGAAUUGGGAGAAUGUGCUAAGGAGCAACAAUAAUAAAUGGAUCAAACUUAAACUUGUAAUGUUUCCACCUUUUUGUUUUGGACAGAACAUGGCUUAACCUUCAAAUAAAGGAAAGUGGAUUAUGUA